UUGACUUUGUUUUAAAAGAUCCCAGAGAAAAAGAUGAUGAUGGCAAGAUAACUGAACUCCCACCUCACCGUGCUGAAAUAGAAGUCUUGCCAAAGCCAUGGAGGAGGUCUUUCCUAUCUUCAUGCAGUUACAUUAGGGAUCACUUGAAUGCAAUGAACCCUACGAUGCUGGCUGUGCUGGAUCUGUGGCAUAGCACUUUUAAGAAAUUACGUCUAGUUGACAUAGAAGAGUUUCACAAGCGCCAGGAUGCAUUAGAGCUGUCAGAAUUUCAGAACAUUGUCAUUAAACACAUGGAAUCUGCCAAGGAGACACUACUUAAAACGUGGUUUCCAGAAGUGCAGAAUAUUUAUUACAAAGGCAAUAAAAAAAAGCAAUUGCCAACUGGCAAGAGCAGCGCCAAAUUGGACUCUUUUUUCAACUGUGCUGCUACACUCAUGACCUUACAGCUGCAGGACCUCAUUCUCGUCUCCAUGCAAGACUUUACAGACCUCAUUGCCCAACCUCCUGAAUCAAUUAGAGCUUUUGAACAUCCAGGUUUCAUCAUGAGACUGGUUCUUGAUAAAGAUGACAUUAAUUUUGAACCCGAGUUUAAUGACUACAUAGAUAUUCUUGUAAAUAUCUAUGAAAUCAUGAUUAAGGCUGUCAGCUUUGUGCCAAGAGUUGAGACAAAAUUGUAUUCCCAAUGGGAAAGCAAAUCUAAGCCAACAACCUUGAAGCCCAUAAUUCUGGAUGAAAUCAUAGACACCCAUAAGGAAAAGAUUAGAGAGGUGGUGUUGCGAGAGAGUGUGGCACCAACCGAGCAUCUCAAAAUGUAUGACAAGUAUCAGUUCUUGAUUACUGGAAAAGCUGAGCGUGAUAUUGAUGAGUUCCUGUUUCAAAAUCAGAACUAUGAGAGACUAAUAGAGGAAAUUCGCAAAUACCAAAAGCUAGGAGAAGAAAUACAGUACACAUCUCGAAAGACUGUUCGCUUGGGAAUGUUUGAAAUGCACUGUGAGGAACUGAUCAAAUCAUUGAUGAAGCGAGCAGAUGUCAUCUGUGGGAAACUGAUAGCCAAGAUGUUCCGCAAUCACCAGAAGGAAAACACAAUGCUAUGUGAUGAAUUUGAGAAGAUAUCUGAAAAGGCUCUGAGCACGCCUCUAAACACAGCCGAGCUCAUGGAGAUGAAGGCUGACAUUCAGAAAGUGGAGGCAACUGACAUGUUGGAGCUGAGACAGAGACUAGUGGAUUCUAAAAACUGCCUGGCCUUCCUCAUCGAGUGCGUCAACUUUUCUCCUGCAGACAUCAGACUAAAUAACAGUGUUUUCCAGUGGUAUGGCAGAAUGGGGGAGAUUUUUGAUGAGCACAGGAAAAUCAUUAAAGAUAAAACAGAACAAUAUCAAGAAGCCCUUAAGUUUCGAUGUGAGCAGUUUGUGGAGGAAUUGGAGAGUUAUGCUAAACAAGUAGAAGAAUUUCAUACAUUUGGAGACCUGUUGGAUGUGCAGAGGUACUUGCAAAAGGCCCAGGUGCUAAACAGCAAGUUGGAUGCAGCAGCGGACAAGAUUGAUCAGUUCAAUGCAGAAGAGGAGGCAUUCGGCUGGGUCCCAUCAGUAUAUCCUCAACGUAAAAAGAUCCAGGAUGCUUUGAACCCUUAUCUCCGUCUCUAUGAAACUGCUGUGGAGUUUAGUGCCAAACACAAAUGGUGGACUGAAGGACCAUACCACAAGGUGAACCCAGAUCAAGUAGAAACGGAUGUUGGGAAUUACUGGAGAGGGCUGUAUAAGCUAGAGAAGGUCUUCCAUGAUUCUCCAAAUGCACUGGCAAUGACCAAGAAAGUGCACUCAAUGGUGGAGGAAUUCAAGCAGUACAUCCCUCUCAUCCAAGUGAUCUGUAAUCCUGGUCUGCACCCCAGGCACUGGGAGGCCAUGUCCACCAUUGUUGGCUACCCUCUGAAGCCCUCAGAUGACUCUACAGUCUUCUCUUUCAUACACAUGAACCUGGAACCAUUUUUAGACAGAUUUGAAGGCAUUAGUGAAGCAGCUAGCAAAGAAUAUUCUCUUGAAAAGGCCAUGGAUAAGAUGAUGACUGAAUGGGACUCCAUGGAGUUUGUCAUUCAUCCCUACAGAGAAAGUGGGACAUACAUUUUGUCCUCAGUUGAUGACAUUCAAAUGAUGCUGGAUGACCACAUUAUCAAAACACAAACUAUGCGAGGAUCUCCUUUCAUCAAGCCUUAUGAAAAGCAGAUGAGGGAAUGGGAGGGCAAGCUGCUGCUACUGCAGGAGAUUCUGGAUGAGUGGCUCAAGGUACAAGCCACCUGGCUCUAUCUGGAGCCCAUUUUCAGCUCUCCGGACAUUAUGUCUCAAAUGCCAGAGGAAGGCAGACGAUUCAAAGCUGUGGAUAAAACCUGGAGGGAUGUAAUGAAAGCGGUUGUACAA
Molecule: messenger RNA, 2411 nt
Organism: Mus caroli (Ryukyu mouse)
Lineage: Eukaryota; Metazoa; Chordata; Mammalia; Rodentia; Muridae
Source: RefSeq, a predicted model, not a curated record